Pelecanus crispus (Dalmatian pelican) is the source of this 1020-nucleotide messenger RNA. The record is from RefSeq and is a predicted model, not a curated record. NCBI's taxonomy places the organism in Eukaryota, Metazoa, Chordata, Aves, Pelecaniformes, Pelecanidae.
AUGGAUUCCUCAAAUAUCAUCAAAGUGACUGUGAAGACUCUCAAGCAGAAGGAGCAGUUUGAGGUUGCUCAGAGCAGCACCAUCCAGGAGUUUAAGGAAGAAGUUGCCAAGCGUUUCAAAACACCCCCUGAUCUGCUGGUCCUGAUAUUUGCUGGGAGAGUCCUCAAGGAUCAAGACACUUUGAGCCAGCAUGGAGUUCACAGCGGAGUCAGCAUCCACGUGGUCAUCAGGUCCCAAAAGAGACCGCAGGAUGGCCUGGCAGAUCAAGGAAGCCAGACCAUGGAGAACCUCUUGUCUGAGAUCCUCAGUUCAGGAUUGGAUCUGAACACCAUCACCAACAACACAUUUUUGCUAGGAUUCCUCCUUGGGGUGACAGGUGUACAUCUCCUAGGCCUGGACUCAACGGACAUGAUGGACUUGGUGAGUAGCAUUCAAGAACAAGAUGUGUCCAUGCACAGCUUGAUAAGCGAGAUGGUGCAGAGCACCUUCAUGCAGAACAUCCUUGACAAUGCCGAUCUCGUCAGGGAUCUCAUCAUGUCCAACCCUCAGAUGCAGCAGCUGGCUGAAGAAAACCCCGAGAUCAGUCAGAUUCUCACCAACCCACAGACUAUCAGAGAAAUAUUAGAGGCCUCCAGCAGUCCUGCCGUAAUGCAAGAGAUGAUGAGGAACCACGAUGUGGCCAUGAACAACCUUGAAAGCAUCCCUGGUGGGUACAGAGCUCUGGAGCAGAUGUACAGGGAAAUUGAGGAGCCCAUCUUGGAUGCUGUGCAGGCACAGCUGGGCAACAACCCCUUUGCUUCCUUGGACAGUAGCCCACCCCCGAGUGGAGCCAGGCUACCAGCUCAUACCGAAAACCGGAGGCCAUUGCCCAACCCUUGGGCUCCGCAGUUCAACGGAGUCAGUGAUAAUGCAGCUGACUAUGACGGCCAAUUUGCCAGCAGCAGCGCAAGCGACCGUUUUGCCUUGCUGAGUUUGGGUCCUGCAGCAGGUGCAGUGGUACCCAACUCAGGGGAGGUUUAG